AUAACAGAACCACAAAUCCUCUUCCCUAAUUUGCUUUCUGUUUUCUAUCAUUUUUGAGCUUAUUAUUUUCAAUCAAAAUCUACACAAACAAUGGCAGAUGAAGUAGUUCUCUUGGAUUUCUGGCCAAGUAUGUUUGGAAUGAGGGUGAAAGUAGCUUUGGCUUUAAAGGGUAUCAAAUAUGAAUACAAGGAAGAAAAUCUGAGCGAUAAAAGUCCUCUACUUUUGAAGAUGAAUCCAAUCCAUAAGAAAAUCCCUGUUUUGAUUCACAAUGGAACACCCAUUUCUGAAUCACUCAUCAUUGUUGAAUAUAUUGAUGAAGUUUGGAAUGAGAAAUCUCCUCUUUUACCAACUGAUCCUUACCAGAAAUCCCAAGCUAAGUUUUGGGCUGAUUAUGUUGACAAAAAGGUUUAUGCUGGUGGAAGGAUGAUAUGGACAAGCAAAGGAGAAGAGCAAGAAAAGGCUAAGAAGGAAUAUAUUGAGAUUUUGAAGGUAUUGGAAGGAGAGCUUGGAGAGAAACCAUACUUUGGUGGUGACAAAAUUGGGUUUGUAGAUGUGGCUUUGAUUCCUUUCUAUACCUGGUUUUAUGCUUAUGAGAAAUGUGGAAAUUUUAGCAUAGAAGAAGAAUGUCCAAAGAUUGUUUCUUGGGCUAAGAAGUGCUUGGAAAUGGAGAGUGUUUCUCAGUCACUUUCUGAUUCAGAAAAGAUUUAUGGAUUUGUUCUCGCAUAUCAAAAGAGGCUUGGAAUUGCAUAAGUUCAUCCUGAAAGCUCUAACGGUCUCGAUAGGUCUGGUCUGUCUUAUCACGGGGAUGUAAGAUGACGGACCAAGACUAAGAAUAAGAAUAUUGCUUUUGGAAUUUAUAGUAGAGCGAUGCAAAUGUUUUAAUUUUUCUUGUACUUCUGUUUUUCCUUUCAAUAAAAUUUUACCUCUUUAAAUAUUA
Molecule: messenger RNA, 937 nt
Organism: Papaver somniferum (opium poppy)
Lineage: Eukaryota; Viridiplantae; Streptophyta; Magnoliopsida; Ranunculales; Papaveraceae
Product: probable glutathione S-transferase parA
Exons: 2
Coding region: 91-750 (219 amino acids)
Biological process (GO): glutathione metabolic process
Cellular component (GO): cytoplasm
Molecular function (GO): glutathione transferase activity
Source: RefSeq, a predicted model, not a curated record